This is a messenger RNA of Cuculus canorus (common cuckoo), 2117 nucleotides long. RefSeq names its product prenylcysteine oxidase 1 like (gene PCYOX1L). Gene Ontology annotation, molecular function: prenylcysteine oxidase activity. The transcript is spliced from 7 exons. Gene Ontology annotation, biological process: prenylated protein catabolic process; prenylcysteine catabolic process. Bases 358 to 1965 code for a protein of 535 amino acids. The record is from RefSeq and is a predicted model, not a curated record. Lineage: Eukaryota; Metazoa; Chordata; Aves; Cuculiformes; Cuculidae.
GGGUUGGUGUGCCACACCCAGCACUGCUGAAUAGAAUCAUAGAAUGGUUUGGGUUGGAAGUGACCUUAGGCACCAUCUAAUUCCAGUGCCCUCCCAGGGGCAGGAACCAUUAAAGCCAUUCCCCUAUCACUACAUGCCCUUGUAAAAAGUCUCUCCUCAGUUUUCCUGCAGCCCCUUCAGGUACUGGAAGGCUGCCAUAAGGUCUCCCUGGAGCCUUCUCCUCUCCAGGCAGAACAACCCCAGCUCUCAGCGCGGCCCCAUAGCAGAGGUGCUCCAGCCCUUGGAUCAUCUUCUUAGCCUCCUCUGGACCCAUUCCAACAGUUCCAUCUCCUUCUGCUGAGGAUUCCAGAACUGGACAUGGUACUCCAGGUACCCAGAACCUUUGGCUCGGGCUGCCUUCUCUCGGCUGCUGCCCCGGCGCAUCCGCGGAGCCGCGCGCAUCCCCGCUCCUCGGCGGGGCGGGGCGGGGGCGGUGCUGCGGGCGCUCCGCACGCCAUGGCCGCGCUGCUGCUGCUGCUGCCGCUGAUGCUGCCCCUGCCCGCCGCCGCCCGCGCCCCGCCGCAAACCAUCGCCGUGGUGGGCGCUGGGCUGGGCGGCUCGGCCGUCGCCUAUUUCCUGCAGCAGCACUUCGGGCCGCAGGUGCAGCUGGACGUGUACGAGCCGGCGGGCGUGGGUGGGCGGCUGGCCACUGUCACCGUCAACAAGCAGCAGUACGAGAGCCGAGGAGCCUCCAUCCACGCCCUCAGCCUCCACAUGCAGAACUUCGUCAAGAUCCUGGGCCUCAAGCACCGGCGCGAGGUGGCAGGGAAGAGUGCCAUAUUCAGUGGGGAGCAUUUCGUCCUGGAGGAGACAGACUGGUACUUGCUCAACCUCUUCCGUCUCUGGUGGCACUAUGGCAUCAGCUUCCUGCGCCUGCAGAUGUGGGUGGAGGAGGUGAUGGAGAAGUUCAUGAGGAUCUACAAGUACCAGGCACAUGGCUACGCCUUCUCCACCCUGGAGGAGCUGCUGCGCUCGCUGGGGGGUGACACCUUUGUCAACAUGACGCAGCGCUCGGUGGCCGAAUCCUUGCUGGAGGUGGGCGUUACACAGCGCUUCGUGGACGAUGUCAUCGCAGCCGUCCUGCGCUCCAGCUACGGGCAGUCAGUGCUGGUGCCCGCGUUUGCAGGAGCCAUGUCGCUGGCAGGGGCCCAGGGCAGCACCUGGGCAGUGGAAGGAGGCAACAAGCUGGUGUGCUCAGGUCUGCUGAAGCUGACCAAAGCCAGUGUCAUCCCGGCCAGGGUGACGGGCAUCUCUCUGCACAGUUCGGAGGGCAGAUCCCUGUACCAGGUGCACUACGAGGGCAGUGAAGGCCCUGGCUCAGCUUUCUAUGAUAUGGUGGUGGUGACAACUCCCCUGCACCCCAGCAGGAGCAACUUCACCUUUGAGAACUUUGAGCCACCCAUUGCUGACUUCCCUGGAGCCUUCCAGCCCUCUGUCACCUCUGUGGUGCAUGGCUACCUCAACUCUUCCUACUUCGGCUUCCCCGACCCCAAGCUCUUCCCCUUCGCCAGCAUCCUCACCACCGAUACCCCCAACCUCUUCUUCAAUGCCAUGGACAACAUCUGUCCUGUCAACAUCUCAGCAGCUUUCCGUCGCAAGCAGCCCCAGGAGGCUGCGGUGUGGCGUGUCCUCUCCCAGCAGCCACUGGACAAGCAGCAGCUGAAGACCCUCUUCAGGUCCUACUACUCGGUGCAGGUGACAGAGUGGCAGUCAUAUCCUCGCUAUGAUGCUGCCAAGUCCCUCCCACCCAUCGUUCUGCACGAAAACCUCUUCUACCUCAGCGGUGUGGAGUGGGUGGCCAGCUCCAUGGAGAUGAUAGCAGUGGCGGCCAAGAACGUGGCCCUGCUGGCUUACAACCGCUGGCAUCAGGACCUGGACAAAAUUGACCAGAAGGACUUGAUGCACAAGGUGAAGACAGAGCUGUGAUGCCUGUGAGGAGGUGGUGGGCCAGGAGCUUCUGCGUGUAGUGGCCUGGGGUGUAUUUAUUGCCUUGGGCACACCAGGGGGUUCAGGGCUGGGGGAAAGGAGAUGGGCUGUGUCCUGGAUGACUUAAAUGUGCGUCGCUAUCAGGAAUACAA